AUGUCUACACAUGCAUUACUUCCAAACAUUCGGUCUGUAGAUGAAGAGGAGCAAAAAGGACUGCUUGGAGGCCAAACUCAUUGUCCCUCCACCAGACAGUUCUGGUCUCCCUCACGUAGUGGACCUUCCAAGGUCAUAGUUGGUACUCCCUUCACCCUUCCUACCCCACAGGCCAUGAUCAAAGCAGAUUCAUCCCUCACGGGUUGGGAAACUCACCUAGACCAUCACAUAGCCCAGCGUGUCUGGACACCACAAAGAGGCCAGGAUGCAAAUAAACGUACUAAAACUGAUGGAAUACAAGGGGAUGCACGUGCAGGUCAACAGACACCACUAAGAAAACCUUCCAGCACAUGGCGCAAACACGCACCCACGUUUGGAAUACUAAUAGAGACCAUAUAUCCUGAAGAACCUCCAGUUAAAGCCCCAUGUGCUGUUAGGAAUCUACAGGACUUAGCUCGGAUCUACAUUAGACGCACUCUUAGAAAUUUCAUAAAUGAUGAGAUGCAAGCCAAGGGUAUCCCUCAGAAGCCCCCACCAAAACGAAAACGCAGGAGGUACCAUAGACGCAGGUUUAGCACCUAUGUCUUUAGGGGCAAUCAGCUCAUUCCUGAGCCUCUAGACAGUGAAGAGGAUGAAAGGAUGGAAGAAGACAACAGAGAUGAUGAUGAUAAAGAUCACAAUGAAGCCUUGAAGCCAGAGGAACCGCCUCGAAAUUUAUUGCGAGAAAAAAUUAUGAGUCUACCGCUACCCGAAUCUUUAAAAGCAUACUUGACGUACUACAGAGAAAAGUAACUCAUUUUAAGUAGAAACAAUAAUGCCUACUGAUAGCUCCUUUAUUCUUGAAAAUGUAGCAUUUAUUAAGAAAUAGAUGGACAAAUAUCAUUAGUCUUUCAACAAGACUGAAGUACAGUGAUACAUUGUAACUUCUCUGUCUUAACUUUGCUACAAAGACUUUAUUCGGUAGUAGAGAAUCCCUUUUUAAAAAUCUAUUUUUCUUUAAAUUUUGAGAAAUACAGUUUUAAUUCUGAUAGAAAGAUAUUCCAAAGCAGUAUGCAGCACUAAUCAAGACUUGGCAUGGUAAAUCUUUUUGAUCUUUAACAGAUUUGUAUUGAUAGAAGGGUAACUGAAAUUUUAUAUGUGCUAAAUAGCUAUUGAACAAAUGCAUUCUGACUUGAAUAACAGUUGUCUGCAUGAGGUUUUAAACAUGCACACCGGCAUUUCUCAUGUAAUAUUGAAAUUGUACCCUUUAAAAACAUUUAUUUUACCAUGACUUUGUUGCAGUCAUUAUUACCGUGUUGAUAUAAAUGUAUUCCAAGAAAUACAUAAGUGCAAUAACUGUAUACAGACAUUAAAUGAGCUGGCUUUAAUGAAAUACAAAAAUGCAAGUUCUGAAAUGUCAGGUGACCCUGCUACUUUUGCAUUUGCAUCUUUUGCCAAAAUAUCUUGAGAAAAGUGACCAUUUCUCUCAAAGCCUUAAGGGAACAUCAUGUUGAAUAUAAAGCAAAAAGAUGCUUACUACGACCGUAUUUGUUUAACUCCAUACUACAUUUUCAGUAUUAAUAAAUAAAGACAUUUUCUCUUUCUCAAGGGUUUUAAGACAACUUAUUUAGUUUCUUUCUAAAAUUCACAGUAUAGACACACAAUAUUUGGUAAUAAAAAAGAUUGUAAUUUAGAAUUAAAUGAUUUAUAUUUACUACUUUAAUAGAAUAGAAUAUGAAUAAAAUUUAGCUUGUAUUGCUUACUUGGAUAGCUGUAAUA
This is a messenger RNA of Chelonoidis abingdonii (Abingdon island giant tortoise), 1758 nucleotides long. Lineage: Eukaryota; Metazoa; Chordata; Testudines; Testudinidae. The record is from RefSeq and is a predicted model, not a curated record.